Abrus precatorius (Indian licorice) is the source of this 738-nucleotide messenger RNA. RefSeq lists its product as uncharacterized. Lineage: Eukaryota; Viridiplantae; Streptophyta; Magnoliopsida; Fabales; Fabaceae. The record is from RefSeq and is a predicted model, not a curated record. The transcript has a single exon. The coding region runs from base 1 to 738 and encodes 245 amino acids.
AUGGAUCACUCUUCAGGAAAAGAAAAUGAGCGCAAGAAGUUGAUGAGUUCAGAAAAAGAAUUCGAUUUUUUAUCUCUUUCCCUACCCUUCAAUCGACCCCAACCCCAACCAAUACUCGCUCCGUGCGCAUCAACUUUGACAUCCAUCGAUCUCAACUCCGAACCAAAAGAUGACUUAGACACCGUUACCGUUCCAUCUCGUUCUCGUCCCAAUCGCCGUCCUCCGUCUCAAGGGCCAGGCGAAGGAAAAAGCAUGACCGUCCCUCCACCUUUCCCUUGGGCGACAAACCACCGAGCCACCGUGUACGACCGCACCCACCUCUUGAAAAACAAUAUUCGUACCAUCACGGGAACGGUGCAGUGCAAGAGGUGCGAUAAGAAGUUCGAGAUGGGGUUUGAUUUGGAGGAGAAAUUCACUGCACUGGGCAUCUUCAUUCAGAAGAACAAAGCCACCAUGCACGAUAGGGCACCCAAGGUCUGGGUUGAUCCCGUCUUACCCAUGUGUCAGCAUUGCGGGCAAGAAAAUUGCGUAAAGCCCGUCCUUGGAAACACCAAGAAGAAGGCCAUUAAUUGGCUCUUCUUGCUGCUGGGUCAAAUGCUCGGUUGCUGCACUCUAAAUCAGUUGAAAUAUUUCUGCAAGCACACCAAAAACCAUCGAACUGGUGCCAAAGAUCGUGUUCUUUAUUCUACCUAUAUGGGUCUCUUCAAGCAGCUUGCUCCUGAAUGGUCUCUUUCAUGA